Messenger RNA from Raphanus sativus (radish), 920 nucleotides. RefSeq lists its product as uncharacterized. NCBI's taxonomy places the organism in Eukaryota, Viridiplantae, Streptophyta, Magnoliopsida, Brassicales, Brassicaceae. The transcript has a single exon. The coding region runs from base 333 to 734 and encodes 133 amino acids. The record is from RefSeq and is a predicted model, not a curated record.
UAACGAAGUCUUUGUUGUAUGCUUCUUAAAUAUGAGUGUUGACUUUUUAUUCUGGUGGAUAAAAGCAUCACUUCGUUGUUUUGGCGGAUGAGAAACUCGUAAAGCUUUGCUAAAUUUAAUGUUUUCCUACGUGAACCAUUUUAAUUAUUUCGGGUGGAAUGUGAUAUUUUUACGUAAUCGAAUAUGCAUAACGAUCCGUGCUCUUUAUAAAUAAACCAAAAAGUCUCCCUCCCUCUCUCUCAUACUCAAACUCUCCACUACUGCUCACUCUUUUCCUCUCUCUCUAGAUCUGUAGAUUACAAAUACAUUUAUAUACAUUAAGAGGGAGUGUGAUGAAGAUAAGGUAUUGGCGGAGGUCAAGAGGAUACGAAAGGCUAGAUGUCUCGGCAAAGAAGUCGAACUCGGAUCCGACCCGGAAGAGACGGUUUUGGAGGAGGAUCAAGAUAGUGCCGAAGCUGAGGGUCUUGAAAAAGACUACGUCCCCUAAGAAGCUUUUAACGCGGCUUCGAGAUUCUUACGUCAACAUGAUGCUGCGCCUCGCCAGUUCUGGGGCCAUAGGGUCGUCCUACGGGUACGGUGAAUAUGGGUACGGGUCGGGUUUAGCAUCGAGGGAGUAUGAUGAGAAGAAGCUGGUGGAGAUUUACAAAUCCAUGUUGAUGGCGCAGGGGACUCUCGUUCACCGCAAUGUACCUAAACCUUGCUCUGGUUCUAUUGUACUCUCACCGCUUAGUUAAUUACAUAUGUGGAUCGUUGGUGCUAAGCGUUGUGAUUGUAACUAAUCUGUGUUAAAGUUACAUUUCAGAAACUAUAAAAACAAUAAAUUAAUCAAUCAAAUAUAUAUAGUGGAUCCAAACUUUUUUUUUAAUAGAAAAAAUGGUUUGCAUUUACGUCUUAACCUCCAGCUACAUUUUUAUCCUUUU